AUGGAGAAAAACCGAGCUCGUCUCACGCUCUCCAUUUUAUGCCUCUAUGUUUGUUUUGCAGCCAUCUCUCUUGUACAUUGUGAUGCGAGAAAAUCAGUUCACUUAUUCACACCUCAACAAUAUUCAAGAAGUUCGAGCAUCAAAUUUACUAGAAAAAUGCACGAUUUGAAACGGUUUAACACUGAAAAAGGACACUCGUUUUUUGAACCCAUUUUAAAGCAACUUGUUAUGCCAUUGGAUGCAUCAAAUAGUGAUCCUUAUAUUAGUUCACCAUCCUCUAUGCCACCAUAUGACUCCCUUGCUCCCAUACCCUUGCCUGAUAAUAGCCCUCCAUAUUGUUUAUAUCCCCCAUUCACCCCACAGGCCCCUUCAACCAUCCCAAGCCCAACAGGUGGCUACACCCCAUUACCCCCUCCAGCCUCUUCUGGGCCCACAUUGCCCGGCCCAAGCCCACCUGAAGGGUCUCUACCAAACCCACCAACUACUGUUCCUAACCCACCUAGUGUUGUCCCAAAUCCACCUAAUUAUGUACCAAGCCCACCAUAUAAUGUUCAGACACCAACUCAACCCGGGCUUAGCCCACCUUCCUUUACACUCAGCCCACCUGUCAACGUCCCAUCACCUUCUGGCGGAUACGUUCCGAGCCCACACAUUUUCCUGCCCCCCAUUGUUUAUCCACCGCCCACGGUGCCACCGCCACCUCACACUGCCUCUGGCACGAGCCUUUGGUGUGUGGCAAAACCAUCAGUGCCCGACCCGAUCAUCCAAGAAGCAAUGAACUACGCCUGCGGAUCUGGAGCGGAUUGCGAUCAAAUUCAGCCUAGUGGAUCGUGUUUUCAGCCCAACACUCUAUUUGCACAUGCAUCGUACGCAUUCAACAGCUAUUGGCAGAGAACUAAGGUGGCUGGAGGCACGUGUGAAUUUGGAGGAACGGCCAUGCUCGUUACCGUGGAUCCAAGUUACGAUGGGUGCCACUUCAUCUACUUUUGA
Molecule: messenger RNA, 990 nt
Organism: Fraxinus pennsylvanica
Lineage: Eukaryota; Viridiplantae; Streptophyta; Magnoliopsida; Lamiales; Oleaceae
Source: the annotation of a GenBank genome assembly